Stomoxys calcitrans (stable fly) is the source of this 1077-nucleotide messenger RNA. RefSeq lists its product as uncharacterized. The transcript is spliced from 2 exons. The record is from RefSeq and is a predicted model, not a curated record. Bases 212 to 808 code for a protein of 198 amino acids. Lineage: Eukaryota; Metazoa; Arthropoda; Insecta; Diptera; Muscidae.
GUGCUGCACCAAAGCAAUCGGUAUGAGUUCCGGUCUACAUUCUGGCUCUUGUACAUAUCAAUUCGUCCACAUUCAAGUCUUUCCAUUUCCUUUUUCUUUCUGCGGAAUAAACGUUUCUCCUCUCUCCAUUUCUCCCAAUACCACUCCGUCAGAGUUGCUCUGUAUGCCGCAUACUUGGCUUCAGUAGCAUCUUGACACUCUUGGUCGUACCAUGGGUUUAUUGGGGAGGCGUACGUUAUCCAAGUACGGAUUUCGCGGCAUCUUUUAUUGCAGUACAGGCUUCAAUCGCAUGCCAGCCGGUUGUACGUUCCGGAUUGACCCGUUUGAAUCCAUGGAGUGGGCAAUGUAUUGCCACUGCGACGUUCAAUCAUCGGGACAAGGAGUGCCUUCAUCAAGCAGUUGGGUUAGUCGAGUGGAGUAUGCCUUUGCCAUCUGUUGUGUUUGCAGCUUUUCAAUUUUCAGCUCUCGUGCAGUGUCAGAUCGUACUUUUCUCCCCAUACUCAAACGGGUGCGAACCUUUGCAGUAACAAGCGUGAUCAAUUUGGUUUCUCGUGUCUUUUGUCGAGUGACAGCAAUGUGGCUUUGUGAUUUUUUUAAGUUGAAAUCUGGUGCUGCAAACUACCAUGUUUUUUGCCGCGGCGAAAGCUAUCAACCUCAAACCACUAUUGGACGUUAUCUCGUGGAGGCUAAAUUUUCUGACUGUUGGACCAAGAUGUCUUCUUUCCCUCUCUUAGCAUUAAUAUCUCCCAGAACGGUUUUGGUUUCAUGGGCUGGGCAGCGGUCGUAUUUUCUCUCUAGGCGCUCGUAGAAAAUAUCCUUGGUCUGCUCGCCCUUGUCUUUCGUUGCUAAAAUUUAGCACAGGUAUUGGUACGUCAAAUUCUUUUAUGCAAAAUUUUGAGAAAAUUGGACCAAAAGUGAUACCUGUCUUAAACGGCAUAUCGGAUGAAAGGUAUACAUGAGAGCUAAAUCCGAUCCGACUUGGAGGAAAUUUAUCACACGCAUUGGGACGUUUAAUAAAAUACCUCAACCUAAAUUGUGUACAAAUUGGAACGAAAUUGAGGCUUAUACAGCCUUAAA